This is a messenger RNA of Dreissena polymorpha, 2108 nucleotides long. RefSeq lists its product as uncharacterized. The coding region runs from base 562 to 1740 and encodes 392 amino acids. NCBI's taxonomy places the organism in Eukaryota, Metazoa, Mollusca, Bivalvia, Myida, Dreissenidae. The transcript is spliced from 8 exons. The record is from RefSeq and is a predicted model, not a curated record.
GAGCAUAAACGAUAAAUCAAGACAUUUAAAAUAUUAAGUUUAGUAUAAAACGAUGCAUAUUUUAAAUUCUUAGUGGUCGUUUUAAAAUAUUUUCCCGCUUGAAGUAUAUUAUCAAUUUGUUCGAAUGUUGUUAGUGUCUUAAUCGUCAGUUGACAAUUUACACAAUACCCAAAAUAAGAUAGAUUAAUACAUAUCCACCAUAAUGAUUUUUAUGUAACAUGAAACAAACAAAUGUUCAAGCCUUAGUGGAAAACACCUUUGAUUUCCUUACAUACGUUGAACCCUACUGUGAUAUUCAAUUGAUCUGUAAAGAAACAAUGAUACAUACGAAACAUAAUUAAAACAUAUUGCAGAUGGCAUAAAUUGCAAGAGUCCUGGCUUGACGGUAAACAAUCAAAAAGAAAUAUUAUAUACCGGUAUAUUAGUUUAUAUAAUGCCCUUGGGGGUAAAAACUGGCAACUACCCAAUGUCCAGAUGCUUUAUGGAGAUGUAUGUAGCUGACUUACCAGAGUGGUUGAAUUUCUGAACGUCAAGUCCGCAUAAAUAUCCAGACGAUCCAGAAUGGCCAGUGUUUCAGAAGUGUCAGACGAAGCAGGUCGGGAACGGCGGCCAUCGACGCUUCCAAUGUGCGGCAUAUCCGCGACGAUGACGCUUCCCACAAUAUUUCCGUCCCCCGGAUCCUUUUCCCCGACCUUCCCAACAUCCCCAGAGGACAAAAAAGAAUCGGACAAGAAUCACAAAUCGUUCUUUGGGUUCGGCAGAAAAAAGAAGAGACUGAUUCAACAAUUACGUACAGAGAACAAAACACUUAGGAAUAACCUUGACGAUGCUAGGCGUGUGAUACAAUUCUUAACGGAGAGGACUCAGAAGUGUUUUAAUGAAAACCCUCUCAAAGAGUUCACGCACAUUGGUGGUGGUUUAGUGCAGAUCGACUGCAACAACACUUACAACAUCAAUGACUUCGAGAACAUGAUGGAUGACAUGGAAUCACUGAUGGAGAAACUUACUAGAGCAUUCGAAGAAUCAACACAUUCACGGUGCGAGGCGGAAACAAAACUUAAAGAUACAAAGUUACAACUACAUGAGGUUACUACAUCGCUAAAAGAGUGUACCAAUCUUCUCAAGAACCUGGACUCAAAAACAUCAUCAAAGUUGAAAAACGUUCUGGAGCUUAUUGAGGAGCUUUGUAACGACAGAUCUGAUGAGGCAGUGUUAACCGAUGGAAUACGGGCAUUGCAAGAACAUAUGAGAGGAAAACAACUGACAGUGCCAAAACAUGCAAUUCAUGCUGUUCGGCGAAUAUUAAAUAAAUUUAAUUUUGAAACGUCGUGCGAUUUUGCCAACUUUCUGCUUGUGGAUAUAAAAGUCUGUACAGAAAUUCGUGAUCAAUCGGGGUUAACGGAAGAAUGUUUGGAGAUACUAGGGCAGUGGAUGCAGCAAAUCACAGGGGAUCCUGUAAAAACCAUGUGCACACUUGUCAAGAAGUUUGAGGCGUUGAGGAGUGAAGCAACACUGAGGGAGUAUACAUACUACGUUCUCAAUAAGCCUAGUGCGCAUGAAAACAAAACUACAAAACGGCCUACCGUCGACCUAAGACCACUGAAAAUUCCAGACCCGGAAUCACAGUAUAUGCAUUUCCUAGAGCUUGCUAAUAAAGCAAAUGAGACACACGAGCUCAUAAAGGAAAUCCAUUCUUUGCUUCUCUUACGAAAUACACCCGAGCUAUGUCAAACUCUGUGAAUCUAGUGAAUGUUGGGAGUAAACGACGUAGAAGAGCUGUAGAUGUGUUUAAUCGAGACACACUAUAUUGUGUUAAGUAGUCAUACAUACGUUAAGUCCGAAAAUAUGUAACAGCUAUUAUCACAAUAACACAAAACAAAGUUUUUACAAUAAUAAAGUUUUAAAUUGAGAAUAUAAUUUAUAGCGUAUUUAUAUCUCAUAGAAAAUGUAUGAUUACAUAUUGAAUUCAAAACAUACUAAACAGUUGUUCGUCGCCAAGCCCAUUGGGGCAGCGGGGAAUACAAAAAAAAUAACAGGAUGCAUCAUUCUGUUAUUUUACUCUGUAUCAGACAUAAGUAAUAUUGGUAAUUAAAUGUUGUUGUAUCUUA